This is a messenger RNA of Bursaphelenchus okinawaensis, 1584 nucleotides long. The record is from the annotation of a GenBank genome assembly. NCBI's taxonomy places the organism in Eukaryota, Metazoa, Nematoda, Chromadorea, Rhabditida, Aphelenchoididae.
AUGUCGUCGGAUGAAGAAGUUGAAACUCCAGAAGUGUCUUCAGAUGCUCCACAAAGCUCUGAAGCGCCGAAAAGUGUGGCUGACAUCUCGAAGAGCUACAAAGAUCGAUUGAACGCUUUACAUAAGAAGAGAGUAAGUUGUUUUCUUCAUGAUUUUUGUUGAUUUAGGUAGAAUGAUGCUUAGUAGCACUGUGAGAAUUAUUUAAUGGAUGUGUUACUAAGGUCUUGAAAAACAAAGGGCUAUUUAUAUUAUCUUAUCUAUGAAAUGAUUGAGGUGAAACAGUUCCUUAUGUUUCAAGACAAAUUUGGAGUUGUCUUCUUAAAAAUCUCAUUGAUUUAGUAAAACUUGUUUAUAAUCUUACUUUUAAGCAAGUUUUUAUAGAAAGUGUAGCUUGUUUAAGUUGUUAAUAAGGUUUUUCUAUAUAUUGUCUAUCAAGGUUUAUGGCGGAGUAACAGUUUGACGAUUUUCUGUAGUGUUUUUCGCGCUUUCUUUGAAAUUGCUUGUCUUUUCAUUAACUUUGAAGUUAUGUUAAGUUAUUCUUUUGUAAUUGUGAAGAUUAUGACGAACUUUGUUGUAGGAACGUUUAUGUUGUCUUAUAGACCAAACUAACAAUUCACAAGAUUUUUUGGUUUUUUCCUUCAUUUUUAAGUUAUUUUUUAAGGAUUUUAUUUAUAUAGUUGUUUUUUGAAGGGAUAAAACUCUUAAAUGUUUAGUGUUGACAAGACUGCUUCUUAUCAAACUUUCAACUUUUAAACCUUCAAUCCUUUUAGCAGAAAGUUAAAUAUAGCUAUGUAAAGUAAUAAAUUACCUUUGUCAAUUCAAAAUUUUUAAAAAUAACAAUUUUUGUUUAGCAAGAAGCACGAAAACUGAACCAUGAAGAAGUUGUUGAAGAAGACCGAAUCUCAAAGUUGCCAAAGAACUUUGAAGCCAGAAAGAAGAGAAAGGACUGGGAAUUGGAAGAGAUGGAAGCCAGAAAAGAAUGUGAAGAACGAGGGGAAGACUUCGACAGGAAUAAGGCAUUGAAUAUACAAGCUGAUGUAGCUGACAAAAUAGCUGCAGCCAAGAAGCGAAAGAAGAACCCAGAUACUGGAUUUGCGAACUAUGAAGCUAUGUCUAUGAGACAAUAUGAACGAUUAACCAACAAUAUAAAGCCAGAUAUGAAGAAUUAUCACAAAAUGAAGACAGUCGUGUAAGUUAUUGGUUGACGAGUUAGUUUUUUGUAUUUAAUAUGAGAUUUUACAUGAUGUUACUUGUUCUUGAUGUUAGAUUACCUGUGUUUAUGUAUAUGGUUUUCCCAAUAUAAAGUCAUAUUUUAGAGGAGAAUCAGAAUUCUACCCAUCCGUGGACACACUAAUCACCGGCUCACAUUACCCAACAGACAAAGCUCUGGCCAAGCUGUCUGAUGACGUUAAAGGGCAGGCCAAGAAGCGAGAACAGUACCACAGAAGAAGAAUGUUCGACCCAGAAGCUCCUAUCGACUACAUCAACGAAAGGAACAGGAAAUUCAACCAGAAAUUGGAGAGAUUCUACGGCGAAUUCACACAAGACAUCAAGGAGGACCUCGAGAGAGGUACCGCCAUUUAA